Messenger RNA from Knipowitschia caucasica, 1035 nucleotides. The record is from the annotation of a GenBank genome assembly. NCBI's taxonomy places the organism in Eukaryota, Metazoa, Chordata, Actinopteri, Gobiiformes, Gobiidae.
AUGAGCGCGUCUUACGGAGCUCUGAUGAUGGACGUGAUGAUGACCAAAGGAGACAUGUACACAUGCACCGCAGCGGAGGGAGUGGUGUUCAAGGAAGAGCCGAUGGGGGAGGAGGGGGAGUACGGGGGGAAGAGCGCAGGUGCGCUCCUGUUUGGACAGAGGGACUCCCCCGGCCCCCCCCAGCCCGGCCCCCCGCAGCCGGAGCCCCAACACUACGUGCACUCGCAACCGCUGGCGUUCACGGCCAGGUUCAGCGUGGAGUCAAAGAGCUCCGUGUGGUCCGCGGAGGAGCUGGUCAGCCUGGUGAGCGCCGACAUCGCGGCUCCUCUGGACACAUCCCCCUCAGGGAGCGCGCAAGAAGAGCACGCCAUGGCGCACGCACAACCGGACAUCAGCCACAUUGGCAACAUGUACCAGGACCAGAGCACGUACAUGGCGUCCACUGCGUGUGGCGUGUCGUACCACGCUCCCCCCCACGCCCCUGCGGUGGAGGGGGCGCUGUUGUCCUUUGUGCCCGAGUACGGGGGCUUCUACCCUCAGAGCUGUCAGCGUGAGGAGCGUAAGGCCCUGCCCUACGCCCUGGAGCCUCUGCGGGUGGCCCCGCCCCUCACUCCACUCAACACCAUCCGCAACUUCACCCUGAGCGCUCCGGGCGUGUCCACAGACGGGCCCCUCCCUCACCUGCCGCUGAGGCCCAUCCUGCGGCCGCGGAAGUACCCCAGCCGGCCCAGUAAGACCCCGGUGCACCAGCGGCCCUACCCCUGCCCCGCGGAGAGCUGCGACCGCCGCUUCUCGCGCUCCGACGAGCUGAGCCGCCACCUGCGCAUCCACACGGGCCACAAGCCGUUCCAGUGCCGCAUCUGCAUGAGGAACUUCAGCCGCAGCGACCACCUGACCACGCACAUCCGCACCCACACCGGCGAGAAGCCCUUCUGCUGCGAGCACUGCGGCCGCAAGUUUGCACGCAGCGACGAGCGCCGGAGACACAUGAAGAUCCACCUGCGGCAGAAGGACAAGAAGGCCCCCAGCUCAUAA